AUGAUGACCAUGACUACGAUGGCUGACGGGCUGGACGCGCAAGACUCCUCCAAAUCCGCCUUCAUGGAGUUCGGGCAGCAGCAGCCGCCGCCGCCGCAGCCGCCGCCGCCGCCCCACUCCCAGCAGAGCUCGCCGGCCAUGGCCGGCGCCCACUACCCGCUGCACUGCCUGCACUCCGCCGCCGGCUCGCACCCGCACCACCAGCAUCACCACCACAGCUCGCCCUACUCCGGCAGCGCCGGCUCCUACAACCACCGCUCGCUGGCCGCCUACCCCUACGUGAGCCACUCGCAGCACAGCCCGUACCUCCAGUCCUACCACAACAGCAGCGCGGCCAGCCAGACGCGGGCGGACGACGCAGAUCAGCAAAAAACCACAGUGAUUGAAAACGGUGAAAUCAGGUUCAAUGGAAAAGGGAAAAAGAUUCGGAAGCCUCGAACCAUUUACUCUAGUCUACAACUCCAGGCUUUAAACCACCGCUUUCAGCAGACUCAGUACCUGGCACUUCCAGAGAGAGCUGAACUGGCAGCUUCAUUAGGACUUACCCAGACACAGGUGAAGAUCUGGUUUCAGAACAAGCGCUCCAAAUUCAAGAAGCUGCUGAAGCAGGGCAGCAACCCCCACGAGAGCGACCCUCUGCCCGGCUCCGCCGCCCUCUCCCCUCGCUCUCCGGCUCUGCCUCCAGUCUGGGACGUUUCAGCUUCUGCCAAGGGAGUCAAUAUGCCUCCCAACAGCUACAUGCCUGGCUAUUCUCACUGGUAUUCUUCUCCACAUCAAGACACAAUGCAGAGACCACAAAUGAUGUGA
Messenger RNA from Gavia stellata (red-throated loon), 807 nucleotides. It is a transcript of the gene DLX6, whose product is annotated as distal-less homeobox 6. The transcript is spliced from 3 exons. Gene Ontology annotation, biological process: regulation of transcription by RNA polymerase II; embryo development; cell differentiation. The record is from RefSeq and is a predicted model, not a curated record. Bases 1 to 807 code for a protein of 268 amino acids. NCBI's taxonomy places the organism in Eukaryota, Metazoa, Chordata, Aves, Gaviiformes, Gaviidae. Gene Ontology annotation, molecular function: DNA-binding transcription factor activity, RNA polymerase II-specific; RNA polymerase II cis-regulatory region sequence-specific DNA binding.